AUGGCUUCACUCUUAACAUGUAGGGGAAAACUCUACUUUGAUGCGAUGAUGAAACGCGCGAAGAAUACGACAAAGAAGAAGGGACGAGAGGAAGACGAACUCGUGUUCAAAGGAACCGUCGAGCCGUUUUACUCGUCGGCGCAUCCGGUGACCCCUGCGGUACUCUCAUCGUUGUUCUUCGUUUCGUUUCGUAACCCACUGCGCGUUCAGAUACCAUUCGUGUGA
Molecule: messenger RNA, 225 nt
Organism: Bathycoccus prasinos
Lineage: Eukaryota; Viridiplantae; Chlorophyta; Mamiellophyceae; Mamiellales; Bathycoccaceae
Exons: 1
Coding region: 1-225 (74 amino acids)
Source: RefSeq, a predicted model, not a curated record